Molecule: messenger RNA, 1574 nt
Organism: Doryrhamphus excisus (bluestripe pipefish)
Lineage: Eukaryota; Metazoa; Chordata; Actinopteri; Syngnathiformes; Syngnathidae
Source: RefSeq, a predicted model, not a curated record
GCUGACGCGUGGUUGCAGGUCUUCCCCUCACGUCACAAUUGUCGUUACACAAUGUUCGUCCCCAGUGUGUGAGCACACGCCGCGCCCUCAGAUCAGCCCGGGAAGUCGGAGUGACUACAUGCGCACAGCCUAUCAUAUUGUCAGAAGUCAGUGUUGUGCGGAUGAAGCCAUGGUGUCCAAUGCUACCACCGCAGCCUUCUCUCUGCCCAUCACUACCUCAGCCAAGGUCGGCAUCGCCAUCCUGAUCUUAGCGUUCACGCUGGGCUUCCCCGGGAAUCUGUUCGUGGUGUGGUCGGUCUUGUGCCGCGUCCGGAAGCGCUCGGUGACAUGCUUGCUGGUUCUCAACCUCGCCCUGGCUGACGCCUUCGUGCUGCUCACAGCCCCUAUCUUCCUGCGCUACCUGGCCGGUGGAAACGGGUGGGAGUUUGGCUCUGCGGCGUGCAAGCUGGUGCACUACCUAUCCAGCGUCAACAUGUACGUGUCCAUCUAUCUCAUCUGUUUGAUGAGCAUGGACCGCUGGCUGGCCGUCACCAGGCCUUUCCUGUCACAGAGGAUGCGGACCAAGCGCUCCCUUCUGGUUCUCCUGCUGGGUGUUUGGGUCAUAGCCUUUCUGCUGUCCCUCCCCAUGCCUUUCUACCGCAGCAAUCUGAGGAAAGUGUUACCAAACAACAUCACGCUGAGAUUUUGCGUGCCGUACCACUGGAGCAGUGUGGGUCACCGGGUCUUUCAGUACACCUUUGAGACCAUCAUGGGAUGUCUGGUGCCCUUCUUCCUUAUCAACACAUGCUACUCGUCGAUCAUCUGCCGCCUGCAGAGCGCCAAGUUCCAGAGGCGAGGCCAAGGCAGCCGCCUGAUCCUCAUCAUCAUCUCUGCCUUCACUGUUUUCUGGCUGCCGUAUCACAUCAUCAACAUCAUCGAGGUGAUUGGCCUGUUGCAGGGCAGCAAGUCCACACUAGCGGCUGCCAGUGUGGCUCGUCCCAACGUCACCGCCUUUGCUUACUUCAGCAGCGCAGUCAACCCGAUUCUGUACGUAUUCGCCGGCAGCUCCCACAUUCGCCAGGCCGGCCUCAGCUUCUUGGGCAAGCUCUUGGAGGCCACCAACUCGGAGAGCAGGAGCACGUCCACCUUUGGCCGGAGUGGACACACCAGCUCGUCACGAGACGACACUUCCAUGCUGCAGACACUGAGUGUCAAACUGGGGAAGCCAUUCAAAAGCAGGCAGGGUGACGGCGACAACAAGGCGGCGAGGGAGACGGAUGAGCCGGAACUGAAGACUCUUGCAAGUGUUGAGCCGUUAGAGUAGCACAGAUGAUCAGGUGAUGUAUAAAAUUAUUAAUGCAUGGGAAAGAAAUUAAUUUAACAAUAUGUUUAUUGUAUUUCUUCUGUAGCUUCUGUUUCACAUGCAUAUUUAAAUAAUAAUUUGGUAACAGCACAGAAAUUGCAUAUACUUCCUCUUUGUUUCAUCACACACACGACACACAAGACCUCUUGCGAUACUUUAGUUACCAACGGAGAACAAAGUAUUGUUGGCGGAGUAAAACUGCUUUUACUGAUUUUCAACAGCAGAGUGACAC